Aureobasidium musti is the source of this 1026-nucleotide messenger RNA. The record is from the annotation of a GenBank genome assembly. NCBI's taxonomy places the organism in Eukaryota, Fungi, Ascomycota, Dothideomycetes, Dothideales, Saccotheciaceae.
AUGCCCACUAUUCCGGACAGAGCGCAAACAGAAGACUCGACGAGCUUCAGCCCGGACGCAUACUUUGACGCGUGGGAGAAGGGCGACAUCACAGCACCGUACGACAAUGACUUCCGCAAGUUCAUUCUGACCACCUUCGGCCUUCCUAAAGACGAUACAUACACGUACGCCGCCGUCGCCGAGGUCACUCUGCUCCAAGCCCAGACUUAUGUCGAAUUCGGCGGCCAGGGCGGAUUACACGCCUGGUACAGAGACGACCAGGGCAAACCAAAAGCCCUCGUUGGUCUGGCUUCAAAUGCGAAGAAAGACUCGAUUCGUGCCUCAAUCGGUCAACACCUGCAAAGCCUAUACCAACCUCCUUCACCCGACCGCAAAAUAGUCAUAUCCAAGCUGAAGAAAGAACACACAAAUCCUUACCUUGAUGUCUGGGCCUGGUCAUGUCAGAACCUCGAAUGGGCUGGUCCCGAGGAUGCCACGAGCAAGGUCCGCUUCUCGCAUGCCAUUCUGCCAAUCCUAUACCACCACUUUGGUUGUGUCUGUCCGUCUUACGAGUCGCUCUCUAUCAUCUACCAGCUUGCAAAGGGUCGACCCGUCGUUGAUCUGGGCAGCGGAAAUGGCUAUUGGUCAUACAUGCUGAGAGUCUUCAACAAGCAGAAGCCUCUGACUGUUGUUCCCGUCGAUAAUGGUAUCAGUGAGUGGAGGACUGUUUGGGUACCUGACACCAAUCAGAUUGAUGGUGUUGAAUACCUCAAGAAGAACAACGACGGCAAGGACCAGGUCUUGUUGCUAGUCUACCCUCAGGUCGGCCUCGAGUUCACAUCCAAGAUUCUCAGAGCAUACAAGGGCGACACCAUCAUCUGCGCGGGUACUCAAAACUCAAAUGGCUACACUGCCUUUGCCAAAGAGACCAUUGCAGAUUGGAUCGCUAGAGAAAUGCCCGUGUUUGAGAAGGUUUGCCAGAUUCCGCUACCCAGCUUUGCUGCCAAGGACGAAGCUCUCUUUGCGUUUCAGAGGAAAGCUUCAUGA